AUGGACGACAAGCCAGCUCGCACGAUGCCCCGCCAGCCCGACGUCGACGAGGCAGCACCGCGCCGAGAAACGGCACACGACAGCCAGACUCGCGAGCCCGCCGCCGCCGCCGCCACAACCGACGAUACAUUGCGCUACCACAACGUAGACUCGGACACGGACGAGGAAUGGCAUCUCCUGGACCUCAAUGACGAGGAGGAGGAAUGGCAGCUCUUGGACCUCAUGGACGACCUGGCCACGGAGCGCCACCUCGAUACCGACGAGUCCACCAGCGACAUUAGAGUAGUCGCCGGCCGCGACACUGCUCCGCCAGUCCCUCAAGGCGAGAAACGCCGGCCCCUGCUAGACCUCAUGGCCGAGCUGGGAAUGGAGCGCGUCGUCGAACUUCCAAGCGCAACACAGACACAGGAGGCUGGAAACGGUGCACCGGGCCCGCGGGUCGUCCUCUGGCGCAAGCGCGCCGACGCCGGCGCCAUCGAUGCCCCGACGAUUGCCCAGGUGCUUGCGCGGCGAUACCCGACCGCGCCAGCUGCGUGGCUCGAGCUCCGUGCAGCCCACGCGCAUGACCACGCGCGUGCUCGGGCGCAGAGUGAACACGGCGAGCAGCUGGCCUCGUCGGUGCCGGACUCGGAUAUUCCAGCGCAAGAACGGACGCAGCAGCGGCUCGAAAUAGCGUCGCCUCAGCAAGACACUCGUGGACCUCGGAUCGUCUGCUGGCCACGACUUGACGCAAUUGGCAGCACCAGCCUGGCCAACCCAGCUGCGUCGUCCUCGCAACCCGACAGUCUCAGUGAGGAGCUCAACGCGCUUGAUAUCAAGACACAACCUCUCAGCAUGCUCUCCUACGCUGAGGUCGCGGCUAGCCUCUCGCUCUCGCAGAAGAGCCCAGGCAAACUUUCAAAGCCCAACAUCUGUAACCGUAAGAGGAUGGCCACGGAAGAUGAUGUCCUCAACGCUUGCCUCUCGGAUCCCAAAGACUCUGCGGGCUGGCAGACGGCAUCUCCUUUGCAACCAGCGGUACCUCUUCGCCCGACCCUCGGUAGCCGCGGUGUCCGCGGUGGCGCAACGUUCGGUCUGCUUUCAGCUCGCGACCGCAAAAUUAUCCUUGACAUCGAGGCCACGGGCGUUUCGGUCAUCAACGUUAUUGGUGAAUUGACGGACAGCGUGUAUUGA
This is a messenger RNA of Apiotrichum porosum, 1173 nucleotides long. RefSeq lists its product as uncharacterized. The record is from RefSeq and is a predicted model, not a curated record. The coding region runs from base 1 to 1173 and encodes 390 amino acids. The transcript has 7 exons. Lineage: Eukaryota; Fungi; Basidiomycota; Tremellomycetes; Trichosporonales; Trichosporonaceae.